AUGCUGCUCCGAGCUACCGCGGCGUCGACGUUGGCCUCGGCGCUUCUUCACCGCGGGGGCUGCGCACCGCGGGCGGCGACGGCGGGUAUCACCGCCAGCUUUUCCAGUCGAUGCUGCCGCUCACCUCCAUCGGCUGCUCUAUCUUCGUCCUACCAGCCAACGUCUUCGCUUGCGCUGCUGCGUGCAGCGACGCUGGCGCCGCUGUGCGCGUCCACCAACGGCAGCUCUUCUGCGUGGGCAACAGCUCGCCGCUGGCAGUCCAGCGGGGGCCCAGGCUACGGCACCGUCUCCGCCGACAUCGACUCACCGCGCGGCGCCGCAAAGCCCACGGAGGAGGAGCUCCAUCGUGAGCAGCGUCGCCGCACGCACGGGCACGCGGCAACUGCCGAGGACGCGAACAAGGAAGCCGUCAGCACCCAUGUAAGCGGGUACAACCCAUGGGAGGUGCUGGGCCUGAAGCCCGGUGCGUCGACGCAGACGAUCCGCCUGCGCUACCACGAACUCAUGAAGCAGGUUCACCCUGACAUGGCGGCCGAUGGCGCCGGCGACAUCCCGCGCCUCAACCAGAUCAACAAGGCAUACGAGCUGAUUACGAAGAGUCCGACGCUGGACCGGCGCUACCGCAACCUCGUCUCCGACACGCAGUACUUCUACUACAAGUUCCUACCCGAGUGGAUGGCGCGCAACGUGGACGAGAUGCCGCGGUACUGGAGUUGGGUUAAGUGGCGUACCCCGAGCGGCUUUCACGUUUUCCUGCUGCUCUGCGGCUUUUACGUACUCGGCCGCUUCUACGCCGCCUUCCCGAUGCUGACGAGCGUUUUCUUCGUCUCCGUGGCACUGGAUGUGCUGUUACACACGAUGCUCGCCCCGGCGUCGCUGUGCAUGCUGUUCCUCUACUCAAUCAUGGCGUACCGGAGCUACGAUAUGGCGUGGCUGACCAGCCCGAAGGGCUUCCUGCGUCGUGAGUUGGGCUACUAA
Molecule: messenger RNA, 978 nt
Organism: Leishmania mexicana MHOM/GT/2001/U1103
Lineage: Eukaryota; Euglenozoa; Kinetoplastea; Trypanosomatida; Trypanosomatidae
Exons: 1
Coding region: 1-978 (325 amino acids)
Source: RefSeq, a predicted model, not a curated record